Molecule: messenger RNA, 3067 nt
Organism: Maylandia zebra (zebra mbuna)
Lineage: Eukaryota; Metazoa; Chordata; Actinopteri; Cichliformes; Cichlidae
Gene: hhipl1
Product: HHIP-like 1
Cellular component (GO): membrane
Source: RefSeq, a predicted model, not a curated record
AGCUGUCCUCCCAUGUCACGCAGUGUGAGCCGUGAUGCAGCGGUGUUGUGGAAAAAUCACCAGCCAUCUGUGGCUCUGGUCUACUCUGUUGUUUUUGACACUAUGUUUUGCACCUGUGAUGUUACACCCGCAGUGUUUGGAUUUUAAACCGCCCUUCCGACCGCAGAAGGAGCUGGAAUUUUGUAUAAUGUACAAGGAAUUUGGCUGCUGUGAUUAUCAGAAGGACCAGGAGCUGAUGUCUAAAUACUACCAGAUUAUGGAUAAUUUUGACUACAGUGGAUAUACCAGCUGUGCCGGGUUCAUCUUUGACUUGCUCUGCCAGGAGUGUUCUCCCUAUGCAGCUCACCUCUUUGAUGCUGAGGAUCCAAGCACCCCGGUCAGGACCAUCCCAGGCCUCUGCUCUGAAUACUGCUUUCAGUUUUGGAAUAAGUGUUCUUUCACCAUUCCUUUCUUGUCUGGUGACCCAUAUAUAGCAAACUUCAGAGAAAAUCAGACCAGUCUCUGCCAUUACCUGGAGAUACAAGACAAGGACUACUGUUAUCCAUAUCUGCUUAACAACCAGCAACUCACCCAGAACCUGGGUGGCAUUCAGGUGAACUCAGAUGGCUGUCUGCAGCUGUGCCUGGAAGAAGUGGCCAAUGGUCUCCAGAAUCCAUUAGCCAUGGUGCAUGCCAAUGAUGGCACACAUAGAUUCUUUGUGGCAGAACAGGUCGGCCUGGUGUGGACCUAUCUUCCAGAUCGGUCCAAGCUGGAGAGACCAUUUUUGAACAUUACCCAGGCAGUGCUAACAUCAUCGUGGGAAGGUGAUGAGAGAGGCUUUCUCGGACUUGCCUUUCACCCCAAAUACAAGUACAAUGGGAAGCUGUAUGUGUAUUACUCAGUGGAGGUGGGUUUUGAUGAGAGAAUCAGAAUCAGUGAGUUCCACGUAUCAGCCAAUGACAUGAAUGAGGUGGACCACACCUCUGAGCGAGUUAUUCUGGAGAUUGAUGAACCGGCAUCCAACCAUAAUGGAGGGCAGCUGCUAUUUGCAGAUGAUGGGUACUUGUAUAUUUUCACAGGUGAUGGUGGAAUGGCAGGAGACCCAUUUGGGAAAUAUGGGAAUGCUCAAAACAAGUCAGCUCUCUUGGGUAAAGUGCUUCGAAUUGAUGUGGAUGACAACCAGAGAGGUCCAUUGUACAGAAUUCCUCCAGAUAACCCGUUUAUACAUGAACAGGGAGCACGCCCGGAGGUUUAUGCUUACGGUGUUCGCAAUAUGUGGAGGUGUUCGGUGGACCGGGGUGAUCCAUGGACCAAAAACGGCAAAGGGCGUAUCUUCUGUGGGGAUGUAGGCCAGAACAAGUUCGAGGAAAUCGAUAUAAUCGAGAAAGGUCGAAAUUAUGGCUGGAGAGCUAAAGAAGGCUUCUCUUGCUACGAUAAGAAACUAUGUGCCAACAGUUCAUUAGAUGAUGUCCUGCCUGUUUAUGCAUAUCCUCAUAGGAUGGGCAAGUCAGUCACUGGUGGUUAUGUGUAUCGAGGUUGUGAAUACCCCAACCUGAAUGGCAUUUAUAUAUUUGGAGACUUCAUGAGUGGGCGUUUGAUGAGCCUGCAGGAGGACAAAACAACAGGAAACUGGAAAUACAACGAGAUAUGUAUGGGGAUGGGGCUAACCUGUGCCUUUCCUGGACUUAUCAACAACUAUCACCAGUACAUUAUCUCCUUUGCUGAGGAUGAAUCUGGUGAGCUUUACUUCAUGUCCACUGCAAUACCAAGUGCUACAUCACCUUCAGGAGUCGUUUAUAAAGUCAUCGAUCCCUCAAGACGUGCACCACCAAGACAGUGCCACUACAACCCUCUUCCAGUGAGAGUAAAAAGCAAUCUCAUCAAGUUUGUUCCUCAAGAAACGCUGGUUGGCAUUGACCUGCCGAAUGAAAACUUUCAGCCACAAUCCACUGAAUCCUAUCAAUGGCACCAAGAGCUAAGUGAUCAUCGAGGUGAAAUAGGAGCAGGCGUGAUUACUCCUGUACCAGCCACAGGUACUUCCAAAACAACCAAAAAUUCAAGGCGUAAAGGCCGGCAUAGGAAGAAUAAAUCCAAAUUGGAACGUGCACCUCACAUCCAGACGGGAGCAGUGAGACUGGUUGGGGAUUCCAGGAGUGACCGUGGACGUGUAGAAAUCUACAUUAAUGGGGAAUGGGGUACCGUGUGUGAUGACCUGUGGACCCUUGUCAAUGCUAGAGUGGUUUGCCGGCAGCUCGGUUUCCAACAUGCUCUGAAAGCAGCUAAGAACUCUGAGUUUGGUGAGGGAAAGGAUUUGCGGAUUCUUCUUGAUGAUGUUAAGUGUGUAGGCACUGAAUCCAGCCUUUUAGAUUGCAGACAUGCUGGUGUGGGGACACAUAACUGUGCCCACUAUGAAGAUGCUGGUGUGAUCUGUGGCAACUCAUCAUAUGUUGCAGAAGUCUAAAAGUUUAACUAAUACUAGUUGUCGAGAGCAAUUACGAAAGAGUUAAUGUCCUGUUUAAAAAAACAUAAAAAAAAUCACAACACAACACAGACAGCUAUUCUAUUUCCCACAGCAACAAGAAAUGAACAGUAAUCUAAAACUGCAGUUGUGUUAUAUGUUGUACAUUACAACGAACGUGAUAACUACUUAAGAGUAUUUUAAAUAAAGCUCACAAGCAAAUGCAUACAUUUCAAUAACCUACGGCAGGAUAGCGUGUAUACUGAGACAAACUAAGAGUUAUAAAUUAAUAAAAUAAUAAAGGCAGUCGUUUUUCUCAAAAUAAUGGAUCUUACUUAUAGUACAUUAAGAUAUAGUAUAACAAUUUAAUUACACACAAGCUUUUUCCUUCAGUACUUUUCAUUGAUAAGUGAAUACUUUGAAUUUUAUUAUUGGGUGAUAUAAGUUUGACUUUACAGUGUAAUAUUAAUUAAAACGUUGACUGUAUAUUUUGUGUCUCAAUUUUUUGUGGGAAGAAAAAACAAUGAGUCCCUGCUUAAUGUAAUAUAAAGGUGAACUGGAUAAAAGCCUUAGAGCAAAGAGGCAUACCUGAAACCUUUUACAUGUGAAAUCUGAUGCAAUAGUUGAAGA